Molecule: messenger RNA, 1856 nt
Organism: Benincasa hispida (wax gourd)
Lineage: Eukaryota; Viridiplantae; Streptophyta; Magnoliopsida; Cucurbitales; Cucurbitaceae
Product: berberine bridge enzyme-like 8
Molecular function (GO): FAD binding; oxidoreductase activity
Source: RefSeq, a predicted model, not a curated record
AGCUACAAAUCCAUCUUCCCAUCAAAAGGUCCAAAAAAAAAAAAAAAAAAAAUACUAAAAUGGAAAUUCUAAGAUCUUCAAUUUUGCUCUUAUCAUUUUCAUAUCUUGUCUUUUUUUCUUCAGCAACUUCAGCACCUGAAAAUUUCUUUCAAUGUCUUCUCCGGCACUCUCCACCGUCGUACCCUAUUGCUCCGGCGAUCUUUACCCCAAAUAAUGUUUCAUUUUCUUCUGUUCUUGAGACUUACAUUCGGAACUUGCGAUUCAACACCUCCACAACUCCUAAGCCAUUCCUCAUUCUCACGGCUCUCCAUGAAUCUCACGUUAAAGUUGCAAUUCUAUGUGCUCGAAUCCAUGAUCUUCAAAUGAAGAUUCGUAGUGGCGGCCAUGAUUACGAGGGCGUUUCUUACGUCUCCGAUGUCCUCCCUUUCUUCAUACUCGAUAUGUUUAACCUCCGAGACAUCACGGUCGAUGUCAAAACAAAGACGGCUUGGGUCCAAACUGGAGCAACUUUAGGGGAAGUAUACUAUAGAAUUGCAGAAAAAAAUAAGUUCUACGGCUUCCCCGCCGGAGUGUGCCCCACAGUGGGCGUCGGCGGUCACUUUGGUGGUGGUGGGUACGGUAACAUGAUGAGGAAAUACGGCCUGUCAGUGGAUCAAAUCAUCGAUGCGAAGAUAGUCGACGUCAACGGGAAGCUUCUGGACCGAAAAGCAAUGGGAGAGGAUCUAUUUUGGGCCAUCAUAGGCGGUGGAGGAUCGAGUUUUGGUGUCGUUGUAGCGUACAAAAUCCGAAUGGUUCGUGUGCCGGAGACGGUGACCGUGUUCCGAGUACAAAGAACGUUGGAACAAAAUGAUUUGACGGAGAUAGUAGAUGAGUGGCAGCGUGUGGCACAUGUGAUUGACAAUGAUUUGUUCAUAAGAGUAACGUUUGAUGUUAUUAAUGGAACAGAGAAGGGAAAGAAGACACUAAGAGCGACGUUUCUAGCGAUGUUCCUAGGAGAUUCCGAGAGGCUUUUGUCUGUCAUCAAAAAGAGCUUCCCUAAACUUGGUUUGAAGAAAUCUGAUUGCCUUGAAAUGAGUUGGCUUCAAUCUGUCCUCUUUUGGACAAAUUUCCCACUAGGCACAUCAGUGGAUGCCCUACUAUCCAGAACCCCACAAGUACUGACACAUCUAAAAAGAAAGUCAGAUUAUGUGAAAACCCCAAUUCCAAAGGAAGGACUCAACAAAAUAUGGAAGAAAAUGAUAGAACUUGAAAAACCCAUGUUGACAUUCAAUCCUUAUGGUGGAAGAAUGGCUGAAAUCCCAUCAAAUGCAACUCCAUUUCCUCAUAGAGCUGGAAACUUGUGGAAAAUUCAAUAUGCAACAAAUUGGGAUGAAGAAGGAACCCAAGAAGCCAAACAUUUUAUUGACUUAACAAGGAAACUUUACAAAUUUAUGACACCAUUUGUGUCAAAAAAUCCAAGAACUGCCUUUUUGAACUAUAGAGAUCUUGAUAUUGGUGUAAACCACAAUGGCAAGAACAGUUACUAUGAAGGAAGAGUUUAUGGAAUUAAAUAUUUUGAAGGUAACUUUGAGAGGUUGGUGAAGAUCAAGACCAAGGUUGAUCCUGACAACUUUUUUAGGAAUGAACAAAGCAUUCCAAGGUUUCCUCAUGUUGGACGAUGAAAGCUGAUUUGUGUUCUUUCUCCGUUGUUGUUUGUCUUGUUCAUUGUCAUGUGAAGAUCGGCUUCUUUUUUUCUCCUAAAAUACAAGUGUGUAAGUUAUGUGAUAUAGAUGUGAUGAUUAGGUUGAAAAGCCAUUCUUGAUAAUGUAUUUUUUAUGUAUGUGAAAGUGAAAGGGCUCCUUUCAAAUUAUCUUUUA